Molecule: messenger RNA, 624 nt
Organism: Arabis nemorensis
Lineage: Eukaryota; Viridiplantae; Streptophyta; Magnoliopsida; Brassicales; Brassicaceae
Source: the annotation of a GenBank genome assembly
AUGGCGACCGUCGCAGAAGUUGACGCUGAGAUGCAACAGCAGCUUACAAACGAUGUCAAGCUCUUCAAUCGCUGGACCUAUGAAGACGUUGCGGUCACAGACAUCAGUCUUGUUGACUACAUUGGAGUUCAGGCAGCUAAACACGCAACAUUUGUCCCCCACACCGCUGGGAGAUACUCUGUGAAGAGAUUCAGGAAGGCGCAAUGCCCCAUUGUCGAGAGGCUCACUAACUCUCUCAUGAUGCACGGGAGGAACAAUGGUAAGAAGUUGAUGGCUGUUGGGAUCAUCAAGCACGCCAUGGAGAUUAUCCACCUCUUGACUGAUGCGAACCCGAUUCAGAUCAUCAUCGACGCCAUUGUCAACAGUGGUCCACGUGAAGAUGCAACCAGAAUUGGAUCUGCUGGUGUUGUUAGGAGACAAGCCGUCGAUAUCUCUCCUCUAAGGCGUGUUAACCAGGCUAUCUUCUUGCUUACAACCGGUGCUCGUGAGGCUGCAUUCAGAAACAUCAAGACUAUUGCUGAGUGCCUUGCUGAUGAAUUGAUCAACGCAGCCAAGGGCUCGUCCAACAGCUAUGCCAUCAAGAAGAAGGAUGAGAUUGAGAGGGUUGCCAAGGCCAAUCGUUAA